AUGCAUGUCGCCGCUGAUCCUUUUUGUCGGACCUCUUUCCAGCCUCCCUUCUCCAAGAUCCACAUGGCUUCUACAAUGUCUCUUGCUCCAGCGAACGACGGAUGGCUGCAGCGCAACGUGCGCGUGCUCGGAUCGUACGCAUCCACCAGCACACCCUCUUACGCCCUCUCGGCGCUGUUUGCGCUCUCGACGCCCUUUGGCUUUGCCUCUCCCGCCCAGGCCGCCGCCGAAGCCGCGGCGAAACAGCAGCAUCAGCAGCAACUGGCCCGCGCCUCGGAAGCCGCCGCCUCUCGUGGCUCGUCGUCGCUCGUCGCACGUCUCGUCGCGAACGUGCAGUCGCAGCGCAGCGCACCCAGCCUUGCACCCGUACGCACGCUGCCGCCCUUCUGGCAGCUAGCCUUCUUCGCGGCAGCGUUCGGCACGGGAGGAUACAUGAUCGACGAGGGCGACCACCUCAAUGGCAGCGGCGUAGUCACGGCGUGGUCGCUCACGUAUCUGCUCUUCAAGACCGUCCCUGUCGCCAGGCAGUUGCCGCGCAACCCGCUUGCCAUGUCGCUGUCGGCAGCCGUGCUGGCGCUAGGGUUGGGCGUACAUGGCAGUCACUACUUUGAUCAGACCAGCUGGAAAGGCAAUGUGCCCUCGUUGGGUGCUCAGGAACUAAAGACGGAUGGAACAGUCAAGCGAGCGGUGGAGACAAGACCGACUAGCAUCUUUGCCAGCACACAGCCACCACAACCCAUUCGAGGCACGGCUCGGGAUCACAUUGCACGCAAGAGUGGCGGUGGGAGCAACAACAACGACCUCGCUCGAACAGCCGCUUUCCGCUUCCGCCGAGGCGACACACCUUCAACACCCGCUCUCGAACCAUGA
Moesziomyces aphidis is the source of this 870-nucleotide messenger RNA. The record is from the annotation of a GenBank genome assembly. Lineage: Eukaryota; Fungi; Basidiomycota; Ustilaginomycetes; Ustilaginales; Ustilaginaceae.